UCAAGGAAAUGUUGAAGGUGUUUUAUUCCUUUUUGUCGAAUCUUGCGAAGGAAUGAUGACGCAUAUUAAUAAAAAUUGUCCCUCGAGAGGUAAUGUGUGUGGAGUCGGUGACGCCAGCUGACGCCUGCUGACGCCGCAGAGUGCGGCCGUGCGAGAUCCGUAGGAAUCGCGUGGAUCGUGGAUCGUGGAUCGUGGGCAAAAGUAGGGGAACGGAGACUCGCUGCCUCAACGUCUCUUUUCGGGACGCUUCCGGAAACGUCGGGAUUGGAGCAUUGGAGGGGAGGUGCAACAACAAGCUCUGAAAGUGGGAUUUUUAGGUUAUAGAGGCCAGCGUUCGCCAAAUGUAAACAGCGACGGGCCGCGGGCGUGGGCAGUUGGCGCGCAGUCCUGGUAACGAGUCCAUAUGUAUUGGAAUAGGACGGCGACCGGCACCAUACGGGAGGAGAUGCCUCUGAGCUCGAUAAGUCGCGGCGGCGCGAGUGCCUCCUCGGCGACGGCGACGGCGACGGCGACGGCGGAGAGCGUCAAUCCCGGCACGAGCACGUCGACCUGCUGCACCCCGCCGCCGUCCUAUCACAACAUCAAUUUACCCCUUGGCCAUCCCUCCACGUUGACCAACGAGCGUGGCGCGCCACCCUCGUACGAGGAAGCGAUAGAUCCUAACGGUACGUUGUGUCGCGACACCUUACCCGUGCAGAUCGUACGCAUAUCUCUCCCUCGGUUUCUCUUCAUUCCAGCACCACCGCCGUCCUAUGACUCUCUCUUUGGCCGGAUGAGGGAGGCCCGCAAAAUAUCCAAAGGCAUAUUUGACUUUUUAAAGAAUAUCGUUGUCCUGCUCCUGGGCACAAUCGGGUGCACCAUCAUUCUUGGAGUGACGAUAGUGGUACCAGUUUGCAUGAUGGUGAUCGGUGGACUGUACCUUUACGACUGUCCACAGGGUGAAUACAUUCCCGUGUACUUGUUGGUAGGCGGUGGAUUUGGUGUAUUUAAGCAACUGUUAACUUUGUCAGCCAGAGUGCGGCAACGCCAAGAGGAAAGAGACGAAGAGAGAAUCAGGCAAUCGCCUACGCAAACUCUCAUCAAUUGUUUCAUGCUGGGAUGGUUCAUAAUCGGUUCCAUGUGGGUGUACAAGGAGUACGAGCCAAACUAUGACCCAGCACUGGGAAAGUAUUGCAAUAAGACGUUGUAUUUAUUCGCCUUCUGGCUAAUCACGUCGGUCUACAUAUGCAUGGGUAUUAUAACUGCCGGGCUGUGCAGUAUCUCCGUAGCUAGCAUCGCAUUUCAGAGACCACCGUCGGACCUGAUGUGAGAUGGCGUCGUUUAGCCGCUUUGUGUCUCCGAAAUGACGCGCAUCUAACAUCUACUUGGUCAGGACGCCGUGGAUAAUGGCACUCUCUGAUUUGUCUCGCGGGGACACUCGUCGAUGUGACACCGAUCGAUAAAUAUCGAGACAACGACGACGAAACCGAAAGCUCCAACUUGUAUAUAAAUGCCGCACAAAAGGAAGAGCAUUGUGGGAGCGAAGCGACACACAAAGUGGCACAUUGCCCGCCGAAACGAGUGCACAAAUUUCGUCCACGUUUACGUACCUGAGAUGCUUAAACGACUAUUUCGAAGAAAAUCGUUAAACGCACACUAGACGAACGAACGCGGUAGUUAUUCGACAAUUUGUUGCGAGAUUCGCGGCGCCGCGAGAAAUUGAAAUCAAGGGCUGUGUGUACGUCGCGUUAUUCGCAAAGUUUUUUUAAACCUUGUGCCAAGUGGACGCGGAGCCGCAGACCAAAGUGCUAGCACAUCAGCGCUGAUGACGCUUUUGUACGACGGUCUAACAUAAUUCUACGAUAUGGAUGUUAGUCGUCGCAUCGUCCUCUCGAUAACACUACAUUUUUAUCUGUGUUAAGCACUCUGUCAACUUUAUGGACUCGACUCGAUAGCACGCUUAUACUCGUGACUCGUAACUUUAUUCUCAAAAGACUGCGAUCUCUUACGCGACAAUUGUAUCUAUUAUAUUUAUUCGCCCUCUCCUCCGUCCUUUUACGUCUCUAUAGAUCUCUUGUGUCUCUUGACACGAUUCGUUUUCUUGCAAGAAACAAGUCGCGCGAAGCAAUCGAUUAGAAAGACGCCUAAAUGUAUGCGUUUCCCUUUGAAACAUGUCUUUUAGAAAGCUACAAAUGAGCAGUAUUCGCUAGUAUUGCUGGAGCUUGUUAUUUUUUAAAAAAAAUCAACACGCUCCGUAUGUCUCUAAUGUCACGUCACGACGAAUCUGUGAUUCGAUUAACGAUUCUAUUAUCAGAUAUAUUACGAAUAUCGCUGUAAAUAACUUUAUACUACUGUUCCUUCCACUUUCCUAUAACUUUGUCAGCUUUUCCCCGACUGAUGUUUACGUCUUCCUCUCUCAGUCCUUACUCAGUUUGGUAAAUUAUUCUCUCGGCAUAAAACUCGAGUGUUGAGGCGUAAGCUUAGGCGUAGACGUCAAUCUGUAAACUUGGGCGCAGGCACACGUCAGGAGAAUAUAAUUGUGCCUGUGUCACAGCGCCUCAUCAACUUGUGCUUGCGCUCGCAUAAUGAUUAACAAUAACCGAGCUUGCGCUUUCAAUUUCGCAUUUAACACGUUGAACAUAUAUGUAUAUAAUUCCACCGCGUUAUAUACAAACCUGCAUGUAUAUGUAUACAUUAACAGUAACAUUAAUGUCGCAGCAUUUGACACUGCACCAACUGGAGAUAGAGUGUAAAUAAUGUAUGAGACUUGAGUAUAUAUACAGUAUAUUGAGUACAUAUAUAUAUCAGUAUGUGUGUGUGUGUGUGUGUGUGCGUGCGUGUGUGCGUGUAUAUAGCGCUAUCAACCGUGCGCGCAAAGACGGUAUCUUGCAUUUAUUAUAUUAUUACAAUGUAAACACGAGAAUAAUUUCUGACGAUGUAAUAGCAUUCCUACGUUUUGCAUGGCGUACACACAUUCGUUGUUACAAUUUCCUAAAUAAAGCGCUUAAAA
Molecule: messenger RNA, 2989 nt
Organism: Vollenhovia emeryi
Lineage: Eukaryota; Metazoa; Arthropoda; Insecta; Hymenoptera; Formicidae
Exons: 3
Coding region: 404-1309 (301 amino acids)
Source: RefSeq, a predicted model, not a curated record